This is a messenger RNA of Pecten maximus, 2907 nucleotides long. RefSeq lists its product as uncharacterized. The transcript has 4 exons. The record is from RefSeq and is a predicted model, not a curated record. Bases 1565 to 2485 code for a protein of 306 amino acids. NCBI's taxonomy places the organism in Eukaryota, Metazoa, Mollusca, Bivalvia, Pectinida, Pectinidae.
UGUUUCUUUUUUCACUUUAUCAAUAUUCAAUAUUAACAGCUAGAUUAUGUCUGUCUUAUAGAGGUUAAAAUGGAAAAUCUUAAGAAAGGCUGAAAUUUAUUUAGUAGAAAUUAUACACAGAAUUAGACAUUUUUUGGGAGCUAAAGAGGCUGAAAUCAGCCAAUCAGCUGAAGAUUUUCAUCUCUGCUUUUAAAAAAUUAAUACAAGAAUCAGUGUAUGUGCAUUUAAAAAAAUUAUCACACAGCUCAUCUACAUUGUGCAUAUAACGAUGGAAAUAAAAAAUAUUUUGGGCAGUUAUAAACAUAACUACGUAUACAAUGCAUAUACAACAUUCACAAUUCAAAAUGCAUAAAAUAAAGUUUUGAUGCAACAUAACAGGGAUACUAUAUAAUAGUCUUACCUGAUCUGUGAACACUUUCUCUCGUCCAUUGUGUUCAGACAGAAUAAGAAUCAGACAAAACAAACUUUUAAUUCCAAGUCAAAUCAUGAAUUACAAACAUGUUUUGUUUCAUCAAACUGUGAUUUCAGUUUAGCCAAAAGAGACACAUGGGACUACGAUGGGGAACAUGAAGAUGAUACUUUACUGGACUUGAAACACAGGAAAAUUAUACUAGUACCUGACAGGACCGGUACUUUGGUAAUAAUUUUAUGUUGGUAUGGUCUAUCAAACUGGGCAUUGUUCAGGAUAGAUACUACAUUGUAUCAUUUAAUCAUUGAUUAAGCACAAAAUUGUCUUUUACAUUUUGGAUAAACAUACAAUUUUUUUUUUAUUCAAAUUAUUUCCCCUGUAUUAAUGAAAUGCUAACAGUUGUUCAUAAUCUUAUGUAAUUUAACAAUCAUAGGGGUUCACAAUGAAAGAUUAUGAUGAUGAUAACAUUUCAAAAUUUAGUCGAGAUCAAAUAUAAACAUAUGCUAUGUUGAUCUCGACUCUAUUUUGGAUUUGAAAAUAUUUCAUUACAAAGUAAUAAACCCCUGUACUACAAUAGCAGUAUAUAUAGUGUACAUGUAUAUCUAAGUCUGAGUUACAAUUAUACCUUUUCAUAUACAGUAGAAAUCUAUAUCAUAAUUUGAAAUUAUAAAGGCUUAAUUAAAUCCGUGCUGGUAUCUCUUGUGCAAAUUUCUAUAUCUGUUUUUUAAUAUUAAGCUGAAAACAAUAGAAAUAUUUCAGAGAUCAAGCCAUCUAUAUUAAAUGCAUUGUAAUAAAUUAUUUGGUGUAUUUUUAGUGAUUCUAAAACAAACACAAGUCCUGUUCCACUCUAAGAGUUACUUCCCUUGACUUACCAAUUUGGGCAUCCGCAGAUCUUGGAACUAUUUCUCCUUCAAAAUUAGCUCAAUACUUUCAAUAUUUGAUUUAGGACAUUCUUUUCUACUAAUUAAAGUGGCAUAGUUUAAUUAACCUAAUAACAUUCAUUUUUGUUUUGGAUCCUGGAUAAUUUUCAAUAUAAAUCAUGUAUGAUAUUUAGAACUCCGAAAUCUUAUUAUGAUACGAUACCUAUCAGUGUUACUAUGAUCCGAGUUUAUAGCGACCAUAUUGGAGAGUUUCCAUUGAUGUUUACAUGCCGAAAUGGAGCACUUUAUUAGAGAUUUUUACCAUCCAAGAGUCUAUCGUAUCCAGGUUUGCCUGCUGGUGAUAUGCGCAUGCUACGGUAUUCCGGUCAUAAGAAACGACAUCAUGAAUUACCCAUCGAAUGGAACAGAAGAUUCCACAACUGAAAUCCUCUCGACCCUCUCUUACACAUCUGAGAGUCUAACAAAGAUCCAUAUAUUGGAUGAUACGACAAAAAUGUCCACAACAUCUCUGGACUUGCAGGAUUCGAAUAACAUUAUCACUGAUAGUCAACUAGGAAGUCGUGGACAACGUCCAAAAGAAGGCAGAGGAGAACAGAUUUCAUCAAACAACAUAAAGCACAAUCUCUCAGAAUCAGAACCCACAAGGGAGUUGUCAACUUUUGCUUCUGUGGAUGUUGACGUUCAAACUAUGAAUAUAACCACAAGAAAGGGACAACAUAGAACCAGGGGUCUCUGCCUAGGCCUAAAUCAUGAGGACCUCUGCCGUCAAGCCGUUUUGGCAGUUUCCAAGCUGGAUGAACUGUACCUUGCAGUGAAGAGAUUAUUUACCAGAAAACAGUUUUCUAUAAUAGAACCAACUCAACCGCUCCAGAUUGAUGGCAAUUGUACCGUGAACGUUUCCCAGUUGACCUCUGACCUGAGGACAGUAGUCACGGCUGUGUGCCUCGUUGAGAACGUAACGGAUGUGAAUCAGUCUGUUGGUGGAUGUUGUCUUGAGAACAGUCUUGUUAAGGAGGAGUUUCAGAGAUUUAUUGCCUUUCUGCAGAUCAACGUCUUCCGUAAACGUGUCGCUGUUGACCAGAUCUGCUUAGGAAGGAACGUUAAUGCCAUGUGGCUUGUGAAUCAUGUUAUGAGUACAUUGCAAAACACCAAGAAGGUGCUAUUGGGAAUCGAAUCUGGUCGAUGUCAAAUAUAAUUUUCGUUUAAACGGAGGUUUACAUCUACUGGUUAUAAUUGUAUAUUUUUCAAAUAACAAGUUAGUGAAUAGUUUAUUAUCUAUAAAAAGAAAAUACAAAAUGUUGAUUUAUUUGCGUAUGUAUUUGAUUUUAUUUCCACUUUUUUAUUUUCAAAGAUAUAUUUUACUGAUGUAUAUAACAUAUAUCAAUGUGUAUUUACAACAGGAAUAUUAGUAUACGGGUAAUUCGUCAGUGAAUUGGAUUGUUAAGUGAACUUCUUAGGAACUUUUCUGAUAGAUAAUCAUGCACACAAUGUUUGAAAUCAGGAGGCAUCCAUGUUUUUAGCAAUUUAUUUUGAUAUUGUUUUAUAAGAUUUUAACUUUGUGUUUUAUUCAUGUAUUUGCGCAUUAUUGCUUUUUUGGAAAUAAAUAUUAUCAUUUUU